UUGCGGACAUAGCUCAUAUGCUUUAUCUAAUACCUACAUACGAAAUAGUUAAACGUAUAAAAGGUGCGUUGGUUCAAUAUUGAGCAUACAGCAUUCUUACGCCGAUUCAACCAUGCGUGCCUUCAUUUUCUUUGCCCUCGUCGCGGUGGCUGUGGCCAAACCAACUCCAGGUUUCCUCUCAGGAUAUGGAGGAUAUGAAGGAUUGGGCGGAUAUGGUGGAUAUGGCGGAUAUGGAGGUCUGAGCCUCGGUCACGAGUCAGCCAUCACAAUUGCCCAACCAGCAAUCUCGGUUGCGCACGCGCCCGUCAUCCAGGCCGCACCCAUCGUCCACGCUCCCGUAGCUGUCGCCCAUGCACCAGCCACUAGCUACUCCUCCUUCCAGAGGGUGAUCCACCCAUCAACUCACGCCGUUGUCCAGGCUGCUCCCGUUGUUCACGCUGCGCCAGUCGCUGUUGCCCAGCCUGUGAUCCACGCCGCCCCAGCUUUGGCCCCAGCGGUCAUUUCCCAUGCCCCAUUGGCCACCUACGCGUCGUCCUACGGCCAUGGUUGGGGUCAUGGUUGGUGAAGGGUUAGAAGUAAUUAUAAAUAAUUAUAAAUGCGUUGAGAUCAUGCCCGUUCGGCGGGUGAAUAAAUAUUUAUAUUCAAUUA
This is a messenger RNA of Pieris napi, 648 nucleotides long. Its product is annotated as cuticle protein 63-like. The coding region runs from base 113 to 565 and encodes 150 amino acids. The transcript is spliced from 4 exons. Lineage: Eukaryota; Metazoa; Arthropoda; Insecta; Lepidoptera; Pieridae. The record is from RefSeq and is a predicted model, not a curated record.